Messenger RNA from Archocentrus centrarchus (flier cichlid), 4521 nucleotides. RefSeq names its product RAN binding protein 3b (gene ranbp3b). The record is from RefSeq and is a predicted model, not a curated record. Gene Ontology annotation, biological process: protein export from nucleus. The coding region runs from base 1775 to 3337 and encodes 520 amino acids. Lineage: Eukaryota; Metazoa; Chordata; Actinopteri; Cichliformes; Cichlidae. The transcript is spliced from 16 exons.
AGAAAAACAAUACAGUCGCUGUGGCCUUGUAAACCGUGUCUCUUCACUGUUUGCAUAUUGGAUAACUGAAAUAAAGCAACUCUGGCACACGUUAAUAGCGACUUCAGGGGGAGUAAUGGCGUCGCGGCGUUUAUAAGGUUAUAGCGUUAGCAAACAGGCUAACAAUGCUAACGCUGGGCUGUGGGUAAUACCUGGAAUGUCUCGGAACGCCCUCCAGUGCUGCCUGUCACUUAACCGGUUUACCUCCUAACGCUAGCACCCGGCUAUUUAUAGUCAGUGUGUGUUGCCAUCUGUGGUGGACUAAAUGUUGUAAUGUGGAUAUAAACCCCAAACUUGGCAAGGCCAAAGGUGAAAAGCACAGCUUGUAGCGAAGCUAAAGUGUAGGAGCAACACUCAUUGCAAACAGCGUCCGUGUUAUUUCAUGUUGUUGGCGUUGCUUGACGUUCAUUUAGGCGCGUAGAGGAAAAAUGUCAGCCAGGAGGCGAUGCUUCGUUGUAGCCGCUGCUUACCAGCGCUCUUUCUUAAUCCAAUAAGAUUUGUUUGUCAUUAUGUAGGCCUAAUAAUGUGGAAGAAUAAAGUGAGAACUGCGGCGACAUUGUUUGUCAGGAGAGAUGACUCAUGCGGGUUGGAGCGCAUUAGCAGGCUAACUAUAGCCAGCGAGCUAAACCUCCCUCGGCUUUAGAGAACAGCCAUUGGCGCCGACUAUUUACUGAAAAGGGUCAGAUGGGUAUAUGUGCUAACUGGUUAACAUAAGCAAAGAACGCAUUGGGGCUACUUGCAUUUCAAAAGUAUUGCAUGCCGGAAAUCUUACAUUCAUUGGACAAGUUAGCUGAUUGUGAGCCACAGAUUCAGAGGUGGGGUAAAAUAUAGGUCACACAACAUUUUCUCUGGUUUCGCACACACACAAACGAUCAGUAUAAGCCAUGCGGGUUUGUGUCAGAGCGGUGAUUGUCGAUUCAGGAAAUAAUCGUGGUUGUUUGCUGCCGGCGUUUCGGGUGAUAUCCCGUGCAUGUGUGUUCCGCGCAGCGACAGCGAUGCUACACCUGUUCAGUGUAACAGGCCCAAGCCAGACAGAGGAAAACCUUUGUCUGCUAACGUUAUAGGAUUACACAUCUUACAGAGGGUACAGUGUGAUGGUAAAAGCGUUAAGUGGCUUGAUCUGACAUCAGGUUCUCACCUAGCCUGGCUUUAGCUAUUCUUGUUAUGUUAUGAUAAUAGAUUGUAGAUGCAGCAAAAUAUUGUUGAAAACCUUUAUAACAUCUCACUUAUUUAUUUAAAAUUGUAUAUAGUCUGUUUGACCGUUCAGAUUGACUGAUAUGAAAAACGUGUUUUCAUGCCUUACAUUUGAUCAUAUUGUUUAGUUUAUUUUGGAUUGUUCACUUUAUGUAAACUAAAUGUGAUCUAAUUCUUCCAGGAACGUCUGAUAGGAUUAUAUGGUUAAGUUUAGUGUGCUCUGUUUGGAACAUGAUUUCUCCUGGCUGGUUGACACAGAUAGAAAUUAGAAGUUAAGCUGCAUUUUUCCAGGCCAUCUUUUUCAGUUUCUUACACUCAAAUUAGUCAACUGUAAAUAGUUGUUUAGCUCACUGGAAGUUUCACCACAGCAGUUCUUUUUUUAAGUCAGACAUUUGUUUUUAUCAGCCAUGCAGCCUACAAAAUAGAAGAUGUCCAAAUAGACUUGUUUGGGUUCACAGAAUGAGUAAGCCAUAGCAUUGGGUAGCUGUAAGUCAUGAAGAAUCAGACAGACUACUGCUGCACACCUCAAGUUAGUGUUUAGAUGACCAGCCUACAUCUUUUCUUAACAGACAAGCCUGCCAUAGCGCCCCCUGUGUUUGUUUUCCAUAAAGAUAAACCACAGAAGAGAUCUGCUGAGGGCUCAAGUGCAGAGGAUGGAGAAGACUCAGAUAAAGAUGAGGGAAGCUAUACUCCCCCUGUGAAAAGGGAAAGGACCUCAUCAUUCCCACCCCCACAUUCUGUUCCUAAGAACAAUGUAUUCAUGCCCUCAAGUUUCUGCCAGUCUCCAACUGGGAACUCUGACUCUGAGCCAGAGGAGAAGCCUGUGGGGUUCCGUUUAAAGCCACCGACUCUCAUACAUGGACAGGCACCAAGUUCAGGUGUCCCUAGUCAGAAACCCAAGGAGCAGCAACGCAGUGUCCUCCGCCCUGCAGUUCUCCAGGCACCGCCCUCUAAAUCACAUCUAGAGUCCAAUUCCAGUUGUGGAACCAAUGGUGUGAAAAAGUCAUCAGAUGGUGCAUCUGUGACCCAGUCCCUCUUCCUGAACAACACAGAGCACUCAGCUACACUGGCUAAGACACCGAAACAUGAAAAUGAGGAAGAUGGCUCAAGUGCUAACAAGGACGGAGGAAGAAAUGAGAAGAAGGAAUCAAAUGUAGCAAUAUCAUUUGUGUUUGGUCAGAAUAUUAAAGACAGAGCAAAGUUGGAUGAUAACAAUACAGAAGACAAUGCAAAGGAUAGUGUGCCACUGGACUCUCAAUCAGAGGGCACAAAUUAUUUCUUACAGUACAUCUCUACCACAAGUUCAAAAAAUGCCACAAACAGUGCAGACAGUGGCGCAAAAUUUGUUUUCGGGCAGAAUAUGUCUGAACGAGUUCUGAGUCCCCCAAAAGGUGACUCCUCAAAUGAGGACAAUAAAGACAUCUCAGCUGCCCCUGUCUCAGAGCCCUCAUCACAGGAAGCCACCCCAGAGAAGGUGAACAGCGUGUCAGAGUCUUUGGAGGAGUCUGCAGCAGCGUACACCAAAGCCACAGCCAAGAAGUGCAUCUUAGAGAAAGUUGAUGUGAAAACUGGAGAGGAAUCAGAAAGCAAUGUUUUACAGAUGCAGUGCAAGUUAUAUGUUUUUGAGAAGACUGCUCAGUCGUGGAUAGAGAGAGGCCGAGGUUUGCUGAGGCUCAAUGACAUGGCAUCGACAGACGACGGCACGCUACAGUCCCGUCUAGUGAUGAGGACCCAGGGCAGCCUUCGGUUGAUCCUCAACACUAAACUUUGGCCCCAGAUGCAGGUGGAUAAGGCCAGCGAGAAAAGUGUACGAAUCACUGCCAUGGACACGGAGGACCAGGGUGUCAAGGUCUUCCUAAUAUCGGGUAGCUCUAAAGACAUAGGUCAGCUGGCUGCAGCGUUACAUCACCGUAUCUUGGCCCUGAAGAGCAGGGUGGAACCGGAGUCCGAGGCCCCGGCAACAACCAUCCCCGAGGCCGAGGUACCGCAGUCCAACGAGGAUGACAGUGAUGAGGAAGACAAUGCUUCUGCCUCCGCUUCAGCCUCUACUCCUGCUACAAGUAAUUCAGAGGGAGGAGAGAGCCAAGCAGCUGGAAGCACAUAGCAUCACUCUUGGAAAGCCUGCUGAGAUGCCCCCGUAGAAGCAUUUUGCUGCAGGUAUCUCCAUGGACACCCCUUGACCAACGUGGGUCCUCCAGACCAGUACUUUUGGAUAUUAGAAGUCUAGCUCCAGGAAAUAACCCCCUGUGCCGGAGUGUCUCACCCAACUCGUGCAGUUCAUCUUCUCUGCGUUCAGCGUAAUAUCUGGAGUCGUUUCUUCCCUCCCUCUCCUGUUUUUGUGUUUUAUUUUUGUUUUCAAGUAUUUUUUUCCUCUCCCCGAUAGCAAAAAUAAAGACUUCAAAGCUUUGGUUUGGGACUUCUCUGCUCAUCAUAUUGAUGAGUGUAAGGGUGUUUUCCUCUACAUUUUAAAGUAUGGCACAUGUUAAGACUGCAGUUUCUACUUUGGGACCUUUAUACUCACUCUACAGCCGUAUCUCUGGACUCCACACAUCCAGAGGAGCUUCAUUCACAUUGUAUUUGACUCGUCAUCUAGUUCUUUUUUUUUUUGUUUGUUUUUUUUUUUUGUUUUUUUUCCUACAUCAAGUCCAGCCUUCCUCUUACCCCCCCUUAUCCUGACCAGUCUGUGCGUUACGUUUUGGCAAAUGUAAUUUAUUUUGGGCUGUCAUUUUCAUGAGGCAUCUCAACACAUAUGUGCUGUUUGUAAUGGCUAGCCAAGACCACUCGAGUUGUCAUUAAUAGCAGUUUCUUAUAUUUCCUAUUGACCUAUAUUAUAGUGAAUAAAAGACUGAAUCAGUGCAGUUUCCGCUAAUGUGAGUUAAUCAUUUGGGGACAAAAGGGCAGUUCACCACAAUGUUUUGUCUAAAUUAUGAUAAUGUGUUAGUCAUUCAUUAUGUGGUUUUCUUUUUUCCAAAAUUUAAAACAAACUGAACUCACCAGUCGACAUUAUGCAUGUAACUGUUACUUUUCUCCUUUUUCAGCAUCCCAGGGGUUUAUUGUGUUGAUUCAUAUUUUUAUGUUGAAGCUAUUAUUUUUUUUUUUUUUUUUUUUUUUUUUUACCCAUUUACAUUUGGAAACAUUUUGAAUGAAAGAUUUCAUGUGUGGAAAAUUUGAGUGACAACUGUAAUACCCUUUGAAUGUCAUGUACAUUUUGAAUAUAUCAUUUGGUAGCGCACCAUGUUUUCUCAUCUCCAACUGCCCCCUUUACAAAAUAAACCAUUUUGGACUGAC